AUGGAUGGGACCGGGUCAACGGUAGUCAUCUAUAAAACAGAAGCCGGCGAACGUUUGGUGCUGAAGGAUGUUGUACCGAUUGUGGAGGGCGGUCGUAGUGGGAAGAGUGGCCGUAUACACCCAUCCAAUCCUUUGGUCCGAAUUGCCCGAAACGUUGAUGAAGCUGUGCAUUUGCAGCAACAUCAUUGCAGCACUGCAAGUGGAAGGGUAAUGAUAAUUGAUGAACCACCACCGGUUGGUGCAAGUUUUGGGUCGAUGUCGGAUGGGAUCGAUUGUAACACGACCGUAACCGCACCGGCAGGUGCUGAAACAACGGUAGACACGUGGGCAAAAAUAUUGCUCCACUCGACGCCUGGUGAAGGAUCAUCUAAAACCAAUCCAACUUCUAACGAUAUGCUUGCACCGGUGCAAACUUCCAAUGACGUUGCUGGAGGAAAAUCAUCGGCUACACACAACUAUCAUCUGCGGUUUCACGUAAAGAUGCCAGCACAAAGCAACAAACCUGCAUAA
Anopheles maculipalpis is the source of this 510-nucleotide messenger RNA. RefSeq lists its product as uncharacterized. The transcript is spliced from 2 exons. The record is from RefSeq and is a predicted model, not a curated record. Bases 1 to 510 code for a protein of 169 amino acids. Lineage: Eukaryota; Metazoa; Arthropoda; Insecta; Diptera; Culicidae.